Messenger RNA from Ustilaginoidea virens, 1818 nucleotides. RefSeq lists its product as uncharacterized. The record is from RefSeq and is a predicted model, not a curated record. Bases 1 to 1818 code for a protein of 605 amino acids. NCBI's taxonomy places the organism in Eukaryota, Fungi, Ascomycota, Sordariomycetes, Hypocreales, Clavicipitaceae. The transcript has 2 exons.
AUGGGCCAAAGCCAUUCGCAUGAGAAUCCUCGCCGUCGAUCCCACGAGGACUUGGCGCACGAGCUUGCAUCGAAAUUCAAGGACCUGUGCUUCACUUCGCUUGAAUACUACUCGCUUCGAGAUGUGUUCAAGAGCCUGGCCGAUCAGCAGGGGUCCAUACGAUACCUCAGGGAGGAUACCAUCGCCAGGUAUCUCGAGAUCCCUGACGUCCUAGGCGCAUCACCCGUCGUCUUUCAAAUGGUUUCCUACCUGGGCGCAUUCCCUUUUCUGCAGGAUGCCCCCGUCGUGUUGGAGCUACCGCAUGUGGUCAUGGUGAUAGUCAUCAUGACGGAGCGGUACAAGCGCGUUUUGGCCAGGGGUUCAACCGACAGGACCAAGCUCAUUUUCAACAGCCUAGCCGUGUAUGAUCGCAAGGCCUCUGAAAUCGAAGCUUCGCCUGCGCUGACAGUGCCUGAGGACGACGCCCCCAAGGCAACCAUCGGAGCAGGCUUUACAGUUGAUCUUGCUGGCCAGGACGAAACGUACGACGAAGACGAAGACGACUUGGUCCUCACGGCGUAUGAGUUACUCGACAUCACCGAGGCCGCGAGGCAGGGCAAUGCUCCCGCGUUCCACGGCGCCAUCAUUCCGACGGAUAACCUGCGCAAACUGCUCAUGCUUCUCCUAUUGGCCGCUCCGCUGGACGCGCAGGAGAGCCUGUCGCAGUACUCGGAUCGUGUUACCGGAGACGAGCUCGAGCGGCUGCGUGCCACAGCAGAGUGUAUCCUGGCUGCGUUUGUGGACGUCGAGACGGCACCAGGCAUCAAGUACGGACGGUUCAAGAAGAUGAUACCGACAUUAUUCCCCAACCUAUUCAGCAGCUUCAACGCUCUGUUUGAGAAUUUCCUCUUCUCCAAAAACCUGGAUUUUUCGAAACAUCGAGACGACGGUGGCGGCAAACCGGAGACGGCUGCUCCCAAGCCCGCUCAGCCACUGCUAUCCGACAAGGGCGAUUUACUGAACAGCCACAUGUUGUCGCAAAUAUCACUAUUCCUUCCUGGCUCGUCCCUGUUCCGCCGUGUUCGACGCUUAUACUCGGGAAGCGACGCUGGCUUUUCCAUGGGCAGCUUCGAGUCCAAGGUCUUUCAUUGGCGAGCGCCCACCAUCCUCCUCGUCAGCGGCACAAUACUGUCCGACGUCCCCCGUGGCGGCCAGGAAGCAUCUUUCGCAGAGUUGCUUCCUGCGAAACGGUUCCGCAAAGGCAGCAACGGGGGGCGGGUCACCUAUGGCGUCUACCUCCGCGAACCGUGGAAACACACGUAUAAAGAAUGUUUUGGCGAUUCAGAAACCGUCCUGUUCCAGCUCGAACCCGUGCACGACGUGUUUCCCGCGUCGACCAUCAACACCGACUAUGUUGCCUUCACAAGGACGCCCGGAAACCAGUCGUGUCUGUCAUUCGGCGCGCCACAUGCGAAACCCCGAAAAUCCUCUCGUCAAGAUGCUCAUUACUCUUUCGGGGCGGUGUCCCUCCUACUCAGCGACUCGUUCGAGUUUGGCGUCUUCAACCACGACUACACCUGCCGCGGCGGCGCCUUUCACAGCAGCGUCUCGAGAAAAUUCGACUUUCAAGAUCGCUUUGAAAUAGAUCAACUUGAAGUAUGGGGCUGCGGUGGCGAAGCCGAGGCUAGGAUUCAAGUCGAGAGAUGGGCGCAGGAGGAAAGAGAUGCCGAGGCAAGGAGAAGGAUCAACCUGGGCACGGGGGAUAUCGAGGCCGACAGAGCGUUGCUGGAAAUGGUUGGUCUGGUGGGUGGAAACCGCAGUGGCGGGUCUAUGGGUUAG